Messenger RNA from Rubroshorea leprosula, 7851 nucleotides. The record is from the annotation of a GenBank genome assembly. NCBI's taxonomy places the organism in Eukaryota, Viridiplantae, Streptophyta, Magnoliopsida, Malvales, Dipterocarpaceae.
CACGGGAUGCCUGGCGUGGGGAAGACGAUGCUGGCCAAAGAAGUAAAAAGAAAAGCAGAGCAAGACAAGCUGUUCGAUGUGGUAGUUAUGGCUCUGGUUUCAAAGAAUGCAGACUCGGAAAAGAUUCAAGUGGAAAUUGCCCGUGGUUUGGGUCUAGAUCAGCUUCCUAAUGGAAUUAAAACUCAGGAUGCUGCUGAACUUAUUAAAAACAGGCUGAAAAAUAUGAAGAAGGUUUUAAUCAUUUUGGAUGAUAUUUGGGAGUCUGAAAUAGAUUUGAAGGGGCUUGGAAUUCCUCUUAGAAACGAGCCAAAAAAGACUGAGGGGAGCUCGUCAAGAGAAGAACAUGUACAGGGGAGCUCGUCAAGAGAAGAACAUGGGCAGGGGAGCUCGUCAAGAGAAGAACAUGUACAGGGGAGCUCGUCAAGGGAAGAACAUGCAGAGGGGAGCUCGUCAAGAGAAGGACAUGCAGAGGGGAGCUCGUCAAGAGAAGGACAUGCAGAGGGGAGCUCGUCAAGAGAAGGACAUGCAGAGGGGAGCUCGUCAAGAGAAGAACAUGUAGAAUGCAAAAUUCUGCUGACAUCCAGAGAUUCUAAUGUUUUAUCAGAUCUGACGGGUUCUUCACAGAACUUUUCACUCGAUAAUUUAGAAGUUGGAGAAGCAUGGAACUUGCUUAAAAAGAUAGUUGGUGACAGAGCAGAGGGUGAUGACAUACAUCGUACAGCCUUUGAUAUUGUCCAGGAAUGUGGGGGCUUGCCCCUUGCAAUUACAACAAUGGCAAAGGCUUUGAAAAAUAAGAAGCCUUACGAAUGGAGGGAUGCUUUGAGAAAACUGAGAAAGCCCUCUUCAGAAAACUUCCAUGGCAUAUCUGCAAAGGUUUAUUCAGCUAUUGAGCUCAGUUACUCUCAUUUGGAAAGCGAGAAGCUGCAGGAACUAUUUUUGCUUUGCUGCGUAAUGGGUCACAAGGCUUCAAUUCAAGACUUGUUGAAGUUUGGUGUAGGCUUAGGCUUAUUUGCUAACACCAUAGAGGAAGCACGAGAUGAAGUAUUUACUUUGAUUAGCAAGCUCCGAGCCUCUUCCUUUCUCAUUGAUGAUUCUGACAAUAAUUGUUUCGAUAUGCAUGACCUUAUUCAUGAUGUGGCUGUAUCAAUUACAAGUAGGGAUCGUCAUGGGUUGCUGCUAACAGGUGAUCAUGAACCGAAGGAGUGGUCAGACAGGAAGGCGAUGAAAGAUUUCAAAUGGAUUAAACUGCUAAAUGCUAAUAUUAAUGGGCUUCCUGAUGAGUUUGAAAGUCGUCAGCUUUCCUUUUUUUGUUUGGAAAAUAAUGAUCCUUCUCUGAAAAUUCCAGCAGACUUUUUCAAGGGAAUGCAAGAACUCAAGGUAUUGGAUUUGACUGAAAUGCAGUUUACUUCCCUACCUUCAUCAAUUUGCCUCCUAAAAGACCUCCAUACAUUAUGUUUUCAUAGUUGCUUUUUGGGAGACAUAAGUAUUAUUGGAAAGCUGAAGAAUUUAAAAGUUCUGACCAUUAGUAGUUCUGAUAUUAAAGAGCUACCAAGGGAAAUUAGGGAGUUGACUCUGCUAAAGUUGUUAGAUUUGAGUAACUGCUCCCAACUCAAAAUAAUUCCCCCAUGUGUCUUGGCAAAUAUGUCCGGAUUAGAGGAACUGUACCUGGGAAACAGCUUCGACGGAUGGGAGGUUGAGGAAAAUGAAAAUCAAAGAAAUGCGAGCAUUGCGGAGUUGAAGGAUUUGAAGGACUUAACUACUUUGGAGAUGACUGAAGAGCUACAUCUAAGUGAGUUGGCAGGUGUAAAGAAUGUGGUUGAUGAGUUAAAUACUGAAGGUUUUCCAGAUUUGAAGUAUCUCUAUGUCCGUAAUGCUCCAGAGGUGCAACAUAUAGCGGAGGGGGUUCCUUUCAAUGCAUUUCCUAGAUUGGAAGUAUUAUUUCUCUGGAAUUUGAAUAAUUUGGAGAAGAUAUUUCAAGGCCGGUUCAAAGACACAGCUUUUAACAAUUUAAGAACUAUUACCAUUGAAUGUUGUGAUAAGGUUGCAUUACCAAACUUAGAGGAGUUGCAAGUAUCUUGGAUUAAUGUUAACAUCAUAUGGCAUGCUUCGAUGGCAUCUUCUUAUAUUAAGAAACUGACGAAGUUGAUCAUUGAGAACUGUGAUAAUUUAGAAUAUCUAUUCACAUCUGCUAUGGCUAGAGAUCUGGUAAUGCUUGAACACCUUGAAAUAAGGGAAUGCGAGAAGAUGGGAAAGGUUCUUUUUACAGAGAAUGUAGAAGAAGAUGGGAAUUUGAUUUUUCCUCAAUUGAGGAUUCUAGAGAUACGAAGCCUUCCAAAACUCGGAAGAUUCUGCCAUGGCAAUUGCAUCAAAUUCCCCUGCCUUUCGCGACUUUUGAUCACGAGCUGCCCUGUAUUAAAGACUUUCAUCUCAUCAAGCUCUAGUUUUGACACUGGUACACCUCCUCUAUUUGAUGCGAAGGUGAUAUUCCCUAGGCUAGAGCAACUAAUAAUUGGAGUUAUGGAAAGCAUGGACAAGAUAUGGGACAACCAACUUGAUGCAAGUUCUUUUUGCCAACUAAAUUAUCUUGGUGUGAAUUCAUGUAACGAGCUACUAAAUAUUUUCCCAUUUAGUAUGCUGGAAAGGCUUCAGAGACUAGAUAAGUUAGAGAUAUGGAGCUGUGCUUCACUUGAAGAGAUAUUUGAGUCUCAAGGGCUUGUUGCUGGCCAAUCACAAACUCAAAAAUUCACGCCACCAACUUUGAUGGAAUCUGUUGUAAAGUUUGUGUUUCCAAAAUUGACGCAGCUAGAUCUUUAUUUUCUGCCCAAACUGAAGGCCUUAUGUCAUCAAAUGCAUAAUAUUGAAUGGCCAUCAUUGAAAACAUUGACAGUGUAUAGAUGUGAACAAGUACAGAUAUUUGCUUCAGAACUCUCAAGCUUCCCAAGAACAAAUGGAGAUGACCAACUCGAAGUUUCUCUUUUCUGGACAAGCAAGGCUACAUUCCCAAGUCUAGAAGAAAUGAGACUGCAUUGGAAUGGUAAUAUGAAAGAGAUAUGGCAUGGGCAGCAUAUUCCAGGGGAUUAUUUUCCCAAAUUAAAAGUUCUUGGACUCAGCAACUUCCAUAAGCAAUUAGUUGUCCAGCCUUUUCUGUUUCAAGCUCCGAAUCUUGAAAAGCUUGUUGUGAGUCAAGCUUCCUUUCAUGAUAUAUUCAAAUGCCAAGGACUUGGUUGUGUGGAAAAACCUGCACUCGCAUUUACUCAAUUAAGUGGAUUAAGGUUGUCUGACCUUCACGAGUUAACAUGUCUCUGGAAGGAAGAAUCAAAUUUGGAAUUAGUUUUCUCUAACCUGAAAAUUCUUGAAGUGCUACAGUGUAGCAAAUUAAAGAAUUUAGUGCCAUCCUUGAUAUCUUUCAGGAAUUUGACAACUUUGGAAGUAUGUGCUUGUAAUGAACUCAUGAAUUUAAUUGAAUACUCAACAGCCAAAGGCAUGGUGCAACUCACAAGAAUGAGUAUUAGUGAAUGUCGUAUGUUAAAAGAAAUUAUGGCGUGUGUGGAUGAUGAAGUGAAGGAUGGAAUUGUCUUUAGCCAACUCAAGUAUUUGCAACUUUGUGAUCUACCAAAAUUGGCAAGCUUUUGCUUGGGAAGUUGCAACUUUGAAUUUGUAUCUUUGGAAGAAGUGAUUGUGACUUGCCCAAAUAUGCAGAUCUUCUCUCACGGGGAAUGCAGCACUCCUAAAAACUUGCAAAAGGUGAAAUUGACAAAAGAUGGAGAUGAAGAGUUUUGGGAAGGCAACCUUAAUAGCACCAUACAAAAGAUGUUCAUAGAAAAGGUUGGAUACCGUGGGUUGGAGAAUUUGAAGUUAUCUCAAUUUCCUAAGUUGAUUGAAAUUUGGAACAAGAAACCUCAAGAAAUCUUGCCUUUCAAAAGGCUUAGAUCUCUAGAAGUUUGUAACUGUAACAGUUUCAGAUACCUUCUAACCACUUCUAUGGCGUUGGGCCUCACGCAACUCUGGGAUUUGAAAGUUGCAAACUGUGCUGCAAUGGAGCAAGUGAUCAUAGGAGAAGGAGCUAAGGAGUUGUUUCCUAACCUAUACUCUAUUAUUUUAGAGUCUUGUCCCAACUUGAAAUGUUUCUAUGAGGGAAAUAGUGGGCUUGUGUUUCCAUGGUUGAACAAAAUUACUGUUGUUAACUGCCCAGUUUUGGCUGCUUUUGCUGCUUCAUUUUCAAGUGACCAAAAGACAGAGAUAACAACUAAUGAUGCAGAAAGUGAAGAAAGUCCUGUCAUCCCUACUCAACCUUUCUUCAGUGAUAAGGUUGUGUUACCAAACCUAGAGGAGCUACAAGUGCGCUGGAUGAAUGUUAACAUCGAAUGGCAUACUUCAAUAACAUAUUUAUGUGUGGGGAAACUGAAGAAAUUGAUCAUUCAAGGCUAUGAUAAUUUGGAGUACUUAUUCUCAUCUUCUAUAGCUAGAGGUCUAGUGAUGCUCAGUCAAGUUGAAAUAAGGGAAUGCAAGAGGAUGAGAGAGAUUAUUGUCACGGGGAAUGCAGAAGAAAAAGAUAAUUUAAUUUUUCCUCAAUUGAACUUACUAUUGCUAGAAGACCUUCAAAACAUUGUUGGAUUCUACUCAGGGAAUUGUAUUGUUGAAUUCCCAUCCUUAAAGCAAUUGCAAGUAUUGAACUGCCCAGAGUUGGAAGGAUUCAUUGUUAACCAUUUUGCAAGCACAAAUGUCAUUGCUGACAAACAACCAUUCUUCAAUGAACAGGUUGCUUUUCCCAACUUGGAAAGUCUGACUCUCACCCACUUGAAAAACUUGGAUAUCAUAUGGCAAAACCAAUUCCAUGCAGAUUCCUUUGGCAAACUAAAAUCAUUAAUGGUUAGAAAUUGUGAGAAGUUAUCUACUAUUUUUCCAUCUGCUGAGAUGCUGGGAAGAAUAUGGAAAUCCCUAGAGAAGUUAAUUUUAUCUGAUUGUGGCUCGCUAGAAGUGGUAUUUGGAAUUGCCGAGUUCAAUGUCAAACAAACACAUGCUAUAAUAGACACCAAGUUGAGAGAAUUGAAUAUUGCUGGUCUACCAAGAUUGAAGUAUGUGUGGAAUAAGGAUCCCCAAGGGAUACUCACUUUCCACAGCUUGGAAUUAGUAGUUAUACAAUGUUGUGACAGACUCAAAUUCUUGUUUCCAGCUUCAAUAGGCAAAAGCCUUUCGCAACUUCAAGAGCUACAUUUAUGGAGGUGCGGGGUGGAGGAAAUUGUUACGAUGGGAGAACAGGGAAUUGAAGCAAUUGUUAACUUUGAAUUUCCUCGAGUAUCAAGUCUUAGGCUUGUGCGGCUACCAAGACUUCAAUGGUUUUAUCCAGGGCAGCACACGACAGCAUGGCCAAUAUUAAAAAGGUUCUACUUUUCCCAUUUCAAUCAUGUAAAGAGAACAGAUGACAGUUGGCAACUUGACUUCCCUGUACAACUACCACUUUUCUCCAUAGAGAAGGUCAUCCCUCAGUUGGAAGAAUUGUCACUAACAAGACAUGACAUUGCAGUGAUAUGUGAACACCAAUUUAAAGAAGACCUCUCUUUCAAUAUCAAAGUUCUUCAAAUUGAUGGCUAUGUUGAUAAUGAAUCAGAUGUUUUACCCAUCAGAUUCCUACAAAGAUUCUGCCAUCUAGAAGAGCUUGUCGUGGUGUUUUGUAAUUUUAAAGAACUAUUCCCUUCAAAAGGAGAAGCUGAAGAACAAGAGAAACACAUUGAAAUUGAGACAUUCUCAAGGAUUAAAACAUUAAAUCUACGGAUCCUUCCAUACCUCAGGCAUAUAUGGAGCCAUGACUCAUCAAUUGUUCUUCAAAAUCUUAGAACUCUUAAAGUUUUUAGAUGUGAGAGUUUGAUUAGCCUGUCAACAUCACCUGCCUCUUUUCAGAAUCUCGUAACUUUGAAUAUACACAGGUGUAAAGCAAUGGUAAACUUGGUUUCCAUCUCAAUAGCCCAAAGUCUGAUGCAGUUAACAAGAAUGACUGUGUCAUGGUGUUACAUGCUGACUGAAAUAGUUGGAAAUGAAGGAAAUGGAACCCAAGAUUUAAUCAUGAUCACUUUUACUAAAUUAAGAUAUUUGAAACUUGAAGGCUUGCCAAGAUUAGAAAGCUUUUGUUUAGGAAAUUUCACCUUCAAAUUUCCAUCUUUGAAAAAGUUAAUUGUGAUUCAAUGCCCCAAAUUGAUGAUCUUCAAUGAGGGUGACCUAAGCACACCACUACUACCGAGAGUAGAAUUAAUUGAAGGAGAGGACAAGUGGUGUUGGGAAGGUGACCUUAAUACCACCAUACAAAGAAUGUACAUGGAACAGGUUGGAUUUGCUGGGUUACAACUUUUGAUGUUGUCAAGUCUUCCCAAGUUGUUAGAAACAUGGCAUAUCAAGAAUCCUCAAGAACUCUUAGAUUUUAGACAACUUCGAGUGCUGGAAAUUUGUAAUUGUAGCAAAUUCAGGUACCUAUUAACGCAUUCAAUGGCCUUGGGCCUCGUGCAACUCUGGCACUUAAUGGUAAAAAAUUGUGGAACAAUGGAACAAGUGAUAAUGGGAGAAGGAGCAAAAAAUAAAAUGGAAUUCCCACAUCUUUGGUUGAUCAAUCUAGAGUCUUGUUCAGAUUUGAGAAGUUUCUAUGUGGGAAGUCAUAGUCUUGAGCUUCCAGAUUUAAAUGAUUUUAUUGUAAAAGACUGCCCAAAACUGGUCACAUUUGUUGCGUCUGCAUCCUCCAAAGAACACAACAAAGAGGAAUCCCAGUACCUCUUUAGCAGCAAGAUAAGCAAGUGCCCUGUGUUGAAGACUUUCAUCUCUAGCUUCUUUUUUGGAGACAUGAUUGCUAGUUCUGAAAAUGUUAAAAACGCUUAUACACUUUCUCUUUUUGAUGCAAAGGUAGCAUUCCCCAAAUUAGAGCGUUUGGUAAUUGAACAUGUGAAGAGCUUGAAUAAGAUAUGGAACAACCAGCUUGAAGUAGAUUCUUUCUGCCAACUGACUUUGGUGAGUGUGGUUUCAUGUGAAAACUUAUUGAAUAUUUUCCAAUUUAGUAUGUUGGAAAGGCUUCAAAGACUAGACAAGCUCCAAAUAUGGAACUGUGAUUCACUUGAAGAGAUACUUGAGUCUUAUGAACCUGGUGUUAGCCAAUCACAAGCUCAAAAGGCCACUCUACUACCUUUGUUGGAAACCGUCACAUGCUUGGAGGAUGAUGUGAAGGAUGAGAUUGUCUUUAGCAAACUCAAGUAUUUGCAACUUUGUGGUCUGCCUAGACUUUCAAGCUUUUGCUCGCUUGAAUGCAAGUUUGAGUUCCCAUUGUUGGAAGAGGUGAUUUUGAUGGAUUGUCCAAGUAUGCAAAUUUUCUCUAUGGAUGAAAUAAGAAUGCCAAAACUGCAGAAAGUAAAAUUAACUGGAGAUGAAGAUGAAGACUUCCGGGAUGGCAACCUAAACUCAACCAUACAACUACAAUUCAUGCAAAAGAGUCAAGGUGAUUUUGAAAAUUGAGAUCAAAGAAAUUGCGGCUCGUGUCCUGUCCAAGUGAAAUUUGAUGGUGAGUUGGUAUUAUGCUUCCAUUAUCUCUACACUUGUUUGAUAAAGGUACAUCUCUUGUAGACAUGCAUGGAGGUAUAUUGAGGCUGCUUGCUUAGUUCCUUGCAGGUUUGAAUGGUGUGCGCAUAAGUUGGAUGUGAAAAGUUGUCACAUUCCUUGGUGCCCAAAAUGUGACCUCGCUAACUAAAAUUGAUCCCUUUUUCUUAAAAAAAGAAAAAGAAAAAAGAAAAAAGAAAAAAAAAAAAGGAGAUAGGUCUUUUCUAUUUUGUGAACUCAUGUGCAAUUUGUAUUAUGUAUUAUUAAAUUCAUGCAAAUCCU